This is a messenger RNA of Chlorocebus sabaeus (green monkey), 2868 nucleotides long. It is a transcript of the gene MKNK1, whose product is annotated as MAPK interacting serine/threonine kinase 1. The record is from RefSeq and is a predicted model, not a curated record. Gene Ontology annotation, molecular function: protein kinase activity; ATP binding. NCBI's taxonomy places the organism in Eukaryota, Metazoa, Chordata, Mammalia, Primates, Cercopithecidae. Gene Ontology annotation, biological process: protein phosphorylation.
CCUGCGAGGUAUUCCUCCGAGCUAAGCGGGGCCGGGGUCUGUGAGUUCGUGUGCCCGGAAGGGGGCAGUCAGGGCCUUCACGGCGGCCCGAGGUCACGACCCGAUUCAGCUGCGGAGGGACAGCCUAAGGGGACGCUUUUCAGGACUGUCUCGAGCUGUCUACGACCUGCCGGGGCUCCGUCUGUGCCUGGGGUUUCCACGUCAGAGGCCAGUGGAGAACCGAAGAUUGCCAGCUACGUACAAAGGCCAUUGAGACACUUCGUGUAGCUGGAAGACACCAACUCCCUGACAGGAGCUUUAUUUCAUUUGGGAUUUCAAGUUUACAGACGGUAUCUUCCGAAAAGUUGGAAAAACCUGUAGUUUCAGAAACAACUCUCCAAGUUCCAUUUCCAAGGAAGGUCUUAACCAUUUGUCCCUUCUGGCGUACCCUCUUUCAUUGAAAUCCAUGCAGAAUAUACCAGAGAUGGGCAGCAGCGAACCCCUUCCCAUCGCAGAUGGUGACAGGAGGAGGAAGAAGAAGCGGAGGGCCCGGGCCACUGACUCCUUGCCAGGAAAGUUUGAAGAUAUGUACAAGCUGACCUCUGAAUUGCUUGGAGAGGGAGCCUAUGCCAAAGUUCAAGGUGCCGUGAGCCUACAGAAUGGCAAAGAGUAUGCCGUCAAAAUCAUCGAAAAACAAGCAGGGCACAGUCGGAGUAGGGUGUUUCGAGAGGUGGAGACGCUGUAUCAGUGUCAGGGAAACAAGAACAUUUUGGAGCUGAUUGAGUUCUUUGAAGAUGACACAAGGUUUUACUUGGUCUUUGAGAAAUUGCAAGGAGGUUCCAUCUUAGCCCACAUCCAGAAGCAAAAGCACUUCAAUGAGCGAGAAGCCAGCCGAGUGGUGCGGGACGUUGCUGCUGCCCUUGACUUCCUGCAUACCAAAGGCAUUGCUCAUCGUGAUCUGAAACCAGAAAAUAUAUUGUGUGAAUCUCCAGAAAAGGUGUCUCCAGUGAAAAUCUGUGACUUUGACUUGGGCAGUGGGGUGAAACUGAACAACUCCUGCACCCCCAUAACCACACCGGAGCUGACCACGCCAUGUGGCUCAGCAGAAUACAUGGCCCCUGAGGUGGUGGAGGUCUUCACGGACCAGGCCACAUUCUACGACAAGCGCUGUGACCUGUGGAGCCUGGGUGUGGUCCUCUACAUCAUGCUGAGCGGCUACCCGCCCUUUGUGGGCCACUGCGGGGCCGACUGUGGCUGGGAUCGGGGCGAGGUCUGCAGGGUGUGCCAGAACAAGCUGUUUGAAAGCAUCCAGGAAGGCAAGUAUGAGUUUCCUGACAAGGACUGGGCACACAUCUCCAGUGAGGCCAAAGACCUCAUCUCCAAGCUCCUGGUGCGAGAUGCGAAGCAGAGGCUUAGCGCCGCCCAAGUUCUGCAGCACCCAUGGGUGCAGGGGCAAGCUCCAGAAAAGGGACUCCCCACGCCGCAAGUCCUCCAGAGGAACAGCAGCACAAUGGACCUGACGCUCUUCGCAGCUGAGGCCAUCGCCCUUAACCGCCAGCUUUCUCAGCACGAAGAGAAUGAACUAGCGGAGGAGCCAGAGGCGCUGGCCGAUGGCCUCUGCUCCAUGAAGCUUUCCCCUCCCUGCAAGUCACGCCUGGCCCGGAGGCGGGCCCAGGCCCAGGCAGGCCGUGGUGAAGACAGGAGCCCGCCCACAGCACUCUGAAAUGCUCCAGUCACACCUUAUAGACCCUAGGCCUGGCAUUGUCCCCCUGGAAACCUGUGUGGCUAAAGUCUGCUGAGCAGGUGACAGCAUCUGCUCUGUGGCUCCACUCAGGCCUUUUCAUCUACGGAGGCACUAAAGUUCCCACCAACCCCCAUUUCCCUAGGGUCCUGGAGGAAAAAGCUUUUUCCAAAGGGGUUGUCUUUGAAAAGGAAAGCAAUCACUUGUCACUUUGCAUAAUUGCCUGCAGCAGGAACAGCUCUUCGCUGGGCUCCACCUGCUCACCGCCUGCAGAUCUGGGAUCCGGCCUGCUCUCAACGCUGUAGCGGCGGCUGCGGCUGCAGCCUGCAGGGAGAAGCAAGAAGCAUCAGUUGACAGAGGCUGCCAACAUGUGCCUCUUCCCUCUCAGCUCUGUCACCCUCCUCUGGCGGUCCUUCCACCUUCCUCUGUCCUCCGGAUGUCCUCUUUGCCCGUCUUCUCCCUUGGCUGAGCAAAGCCAUCCCCUCAAUUCAGGGAAGGGCAAGGAGCCUUCCUCAUUCAGGAAAUCAGAUCAGUCUUCCGAUCUGCAGCACGGAGAAGCACAUAAUCUUUCUUUGCCGUGACUGAAAUGUGUCCCUCAUUUAUCAUCCCCUUUGAUUGUGAUUGCUGCUAAAGUCAGUUGUAUUUUGUUUUAAAAAAAAAAAAAAAAGUUUGGUUUUUUUUUAACCAUGCUGUUCCAGCAAAGAUGGGACCUUAAUCUCCCACUGCAAGCCCAUGAACUUCCCAGAGAGUGUAACGGCUUGCUCUUUCUGGAAUGUCCAUGCAUUUGGGUUUUAAUCAGCAGUGCCCUAUUCUAACUGAUUUUAAGCUGUUCCUAUGACAAACUUAGAGACAGCGUCGGUGUCUGCUGCUGUGUCCCCAGGUCUUGUGUGGGUGGCACAGAUCUGGGCAGUUAGAUGGAGCUCUGUGCCUGAGGUGAAGCCACACUGGGGUGAAGCCUCACUGCCCUGUUUGAGCGACGCAGUGCCUGCUGCCCGAGUUCAUGAAGGUACAGCCAUUCAGAUAAGCUGAACUGUUGAGUUACAUAAAGAAAAUAGAUUUGCAUUUGUCAGGCAGACGUUUAUACAACACCAUGGUGCUUUUAUACAUUGUGCUUAUUUUAAUAAAACUGAAAUUCUAGCUGUGGCCUA